AUGGCAGACCCAUCCUCCAACAGCAACAAUACUGACACAGAAGACUGCAGCUCCGAAUCCAACCUGAGCCUCUCUGUGGGCUAUUUCCCCUAUGAGGACACCUUCUUCAGUGAGGACACAACCCCCUAUGAAGACAUGCCCUCUCAGAGUCCUUCAGUUCAAUUCCUCCCUCCUAUCCAAGGGAUGUGGAGGACUGAAAGUACAUUGAGACCCAUGGGAAGACGAGACCAAAUUCAGGACAACCCAGAGCAGUUUUGCAAACUAAGCAUUACCCUGGCCUGGGAUGUUGAUGUGGGUUCUAAUGAUUCAGACUCAAUAGCUAAUUGGAAUUUAAAUGGACACAACCAGUGGAUGGACAAGUAUCCAGAAAAGAAGACAGAACUGACUCUCAGCAAACUGGAUGGUCUCGUGCAAAAGCUUGAGAAAUUUCUAGAAAAUCAGAAAGAUGAUGAAGACAGUGAUUCUAUUUUCCGUGAAUCUACUCAGGAGGAAGAUUUCCAGCUAUCCAGCAAAUCCCCUCCAUAUAUGGCUCAGACAAGCCAGGCAACUGGCAGCCAAAAGACAAGCAUUACAGAAACUUCCUCAAACUCAUCAGGUCAGCCAGAGGAGGAGGACAGUCCUUCUAACACACAAACCCUAUCCUGUCUGAACUUUGGGUGGGUAUUCCGCUGGCUGAGGCAGCAAGUCUUCUCCUCGCUACUGGGGAGAGAGCAACCCAAGAAGGCCACCAAGAGCCCCCGUCGGGUGGCACCAAAGAAGAGACUCUCUCACAGAAACAAGAGAAUCCAACCUCAAGAAUCCCUUGAUUUAGAACACCCCAUGUCAUCAGAUUUUUAA
Messenger RNA from Trichechus manatus latirostris (Florida manatee), 837 nucleotides. RefSeq names its product chromosome unknown C12orf71 homolog (gene CUNH12orf71). The coding region runs from base 1 to 837 and encodes 278 amino acids. The transcript is spliced from 2 exons. The record is from RefSeq and is a predicted model, not a curated record. NCBI's taxonomy places the organism in Eukaryota, Metazoa, Chordata, Mammalia, Sirenia, Trichechidae.